Molecule: messenger RNA, 1266 nt
Organism: Osmerus eperlanus (European smelt)
Lineage: Eukaryota; Metazoa; Chordata; Actinopteri; Osmeriformes; Osmeridae
Gene: mrpl3
Product: mitochondrial ribosomal protein L3
Exons: 10
Coding region: 149-1186 (345 amino acids)
Biological process (GO): translation
Cellular component (GO): mitochondrial large ribosomal subunit; ribosome
Molecular function (GO): structural constituent of ribosome
Source: RefSeq, a predicted model, not a curated record
UCUAAUCGUACCGGAAGUCCUCAGGGUGACAUUUCACAACGGGACAUAAACUAAGGCAUGGGAGUACUUAUAGUGUGAACAGCUGUGUCAGUCUUUGAUAUAUAUUUUUUUUAUAAGUAAUUCGUCAAGCUUGUGUGUAAAUAACGGAAUGGCGGCGUGGACUUGUCGGUUUCUGAUUCACAGAGGAGCAAGUGUUGUAACAUUAGCGGUGCGACAGGGCAAAGCAGGCGACAGUUCCUUCCUGGCACUUGGCUGUAUUCGGACCGUGAAGACCACUACCUGGUGGGAUGAGCACCUCACAGAGGACAACCAGUCAUAUAUGAGGAAAAGCCUCGGGGAGGAGUUUAACAAACAGACAGCUGCCAAGCUCCACCCCCUAAAGGAUGAACCCUGGCCAAGACAAGAGUGGACUGACGGGAGCAGACGGGUGGGUUUGGUAGCAGUGAAGCUGGGGAUGGCUCCUGUGUGGACCAAGUCAGGGGAGAGACACGUGGUGACCAUGCUGCAGGUGCAGGAUUGCCAUGUGCUGAAGCACCUGACCAAAGAGGAGUACGACGGCCACACUGCAGCCCUGGUGGUCGGAGGCCGAAAUGCAUCGCCUUUUUACAAGACGGAGGAGAACAUGGAGAUGUUUAGGAUAGCAGGAGUGCCUCCCAAACAGAAAGUGACAACGUUUAAAGUUUCUGACAACGCCAUCAUCAAACCAGGCACUCCUCUCCAUGCAGCACACUUCCGCCCUGGUCAGUAUGUUGAUGUCACUGCAAAAACGAUCGGCAAGGGUUUCCAAGGUGUUAUGAAACGUUACGGGUUCAAAGGUCAGCCAGCGUCUCACGGGCAAACCAAGACUCACCGAAGGCCCGGGGCUUCAGGACCUGGAGGGGAUCCAGCCAAAGUCUUCAAAGGAAAGAAGAUGCCUGGCAUGAUGGGAAAUAUUUAUGACACAGCCACUGGUUUAAAGGUAUGGAGAAUCAACACCAAACACAAUGUCCUCUACGUACAUGGUUCGGUUCCUGGCCACAAGAACUGCUUGGUGAAGGUGAGAGACACUGUCCUGCCCCCUCGGAUGAAGUUUAACCUUGACCCUCCGUUCCCCACGUUCUUCUGCGACGGAGACGAGGAGCUUCCUGAAGACCUGUACGCCGACGACAUGUUCAUCCACACAGAACCCUCCGUCACGCUGUCAUAACUCUCUCGCACCCUUUGUGACACACGUACCCUUCAGAUUCAAUCUGGAUUGUUAUCAUUAAAUAAACUGUCAUUUCCAGA